AUGUUGGAGGGUAUUAGAGGUUAUAUGAUGGAAGGGGUUGUGCUCAAGUACAAGAUGUUGAUCAAGCAAGCAUGGCCAAGUAUUGUAGGGUACCUGAUCCAUCCUCCCAAAAGCAAGUCGAUGCCUGGCAAACCAAAGAAGAAUCAUAGAAAGGCUGCCAUCGAGAUUGCAACAAGAGCCCAGUGGGGAGGAAAUAGUGAAGAGGUCACACGAAAAGGUACCUUUAUACAUUGCAAGAGGUGUAAAGCUAAGGGUCACAAUUCGAGAUCAUGCAAGGCUCCCAUUGCUGCCAACGAAGUGGACGUUAUAUUUAAUGUAGCUGAUAGAGCUACAAUUCAAAGGGAGUUGCGUGUUGCAACAAUUGGUGUGGGUGUAUAUGUCGAUGAGACCACUGGCAAUCAAUAUGUAGGACCUGCUGGAAGUGGUCCUUCUCGACGACCUCGUGGAGUAGAAGCAAAUGUGAUAGAGCUGCAAGGAAGUCAACCACCACCUACUCAGCCUUAG
Linum trigynum is the source of this 504-nucleotide messenger RNA. The record is from the annotation of a GenBank genome assembly. NCBI's taxonomy places the organism in Eukaryota, Viridiplantae, Streptophyta, Magnoliopsida, Malpighiales, Linaceae.